AUGUUUAACUCGUUUUUUCGCAAUUGGCUCGGAACUGAAGAUCCACCAACAAAGGUCAUCGAAGUGCGACCGGAUAAUUAUGUGUCCAGACCAAUAUAUUAUAGGGAUGAUUCAAUGUUGUUAUAUGGUCCAAAGACCCCCAAUGAUGGGAAAAAUUCGAAAGAUAAAUUCUAUGAAAUUGUCUUACAUAAACCCUUUACAGAAAGCUUGCAUCAGAUGUACAGCUUAUUUCGAUCAGAAAGUCGUGAAAUUUCUGAAGAAAGAUUUAUUACAUUCAAAGACAGAAUACCAGUUUAUGUUAAAAUUACUAAAGAGUGUACAGUCCCAAGUCUUCAAAAGCUUUGUGACAUUCUCAGCGAGCAUAACUCGUGGACUGUGGCACACAUAGUUGCACAUUUUGGCCAGUAUGAACUUCUUAAUGAACCAGAUGUUCAGAGACACAUUAAUGAAGUUGACCCUGUUACAGGAGCCUCUGCACUUAUGGUGGCAAUUAGAACAGGUAAUGUACGAAUGGUACAGAGCCUUAUAUCAAUCAAUUCAUCUCUGGAUAUAAUUGAUCACGACCACAACUCUGUAUUUCAUUAUGCCGCUGCAAGUAACAAAGAAGUUAUUAAUGCCCUUGCCAGCAAAACAUCGAAAUUCCUUAACUUAUUCAACAAGCAAGGGUACACACCGCUACACAUGGCUUGUCUCGCAGACGCGCCUGACUGCGUCCGAGCCUUAUUAAUGGCUGGAGCUGAUGUGAAUCUAACAGCCGCCAAACGGACUGCUAGCAAUUCACAGGCUAUUCCAGGUGUAGUUGGCGAUGUCGUCCAAAACAAUCGAUCCAAACUAUUCGAAGAAGACAUGAAGCGUGGUGGAACGCCCCUCCACUGGGCGAUUUCCCGCGAAGUGAUUGAUGCUCUAGUCGACAAGAACUGUGAUUUUAACGCUGUCAACUUUGACGGAAGGACCGCCCUUCAUAUUAUGGUGUUGAGGGGGAGACUGGAAUGCGCUACCGCUUUGCUCUCUAGAGGAGUGGAACAUUCUACAGGUGACAAAGAGGGCAACACACCUCUGCAUUUAGCAGUUAAACAGCCAAACAUAUGCAUAGUGCAGGCUUUAGUUGUGUUUGGAGCUGAUUUGGAAGCGAAAAACAACGCUGGUUUCACCGCAAGGCAUUUGGUACCAAUUGAAAUGGCGAAUAGUGAUUAUGAUAGGAUUCUGUACGUUUUGCAUUCCGUUGGGGCAAAGAGAUGUACCUCGGACAUCUCUGGUUGUCGUCCAUCAUGUUCCUCCAGAGGGGAGUAUAAUGGGGUCCCACCACCACCUAUAGCAAGGUCUUCCACUCGCGAUAUGGUCUGCAGUAUGCUUACCGCUUCUACCAUGGACAAAGCGGCAACACUGGGGACACUGAAGAAUGAAGGACGCUUACUCUGCCUAGAUGGAGGCGGAAUACGUGGUUUAGUGCUAGUCCAAAUCUUACUAAACCUCGAAGCAGCUAUAGGCAAACCGAUAAUACACUGCUUCGACUGGGUAGCUGGAACCAGUACUGGUGGGAUUCUGGCAUUGGCCCUGGCCACCGGGAAGACGUUGAGAGAAUGUCAGAUGCUGUACUUUAGGAUGAAGGAAUUCGCAUUUGUGGGCAUGAGGCCGUACCCUUCUGAGGUGCUUGAGAACAUUUUGAAGGAGUGUUUAGGUACGGAGACCGUUAUGGCGGAUAUCGACCAUCCGAAGCUGAUGAUCCUGGCCGUCUUGGCGGACAGGAAGCCAGUUGACUUGCACAUCUUCAGAAAUUACCAGUCAGCUGAAAAUAUACUGUGCGAAUAUAAUGGAACAAUGAGUCCUCAAGCAGAGGCCAGCGACCGUUCGUCAGUGGAAAUCCUAGCGGAGCCUCCGCCCCCCGCGGAACAGCUCGUGUGGCAGGCAGCUAGGGCUUCGGGGGCUGCGCCUUCCUACUUUAGGGCUUCAGGCAGGUAUUUAGACGGUGGUCUAAUAGGGAAUAACCCAACGUUAGACGCACUGACUGAGUUAGCGGAAGUAAGACUAGCACUGGAAGCCACGGGCCAGUAUGAAGCCGCUAAGAAAACUCAUCUCAAAGUCGUCGUUUCAUGUGGAACUGGCAUGAUCCCGGUUACAAAAUUGAAAGAUAUAGAUGUUUUUAAGCCGGAGAGCAUUUGGGACACCGCCAGACUUGCACUGGGAUUAUCUUCCAUUGGAAAGCUUUUAGUUGAUCAGGCGACGCAAUCCGACGGACGUAUCGUUGAACGCGCGCGUGCGUGGUGCCAAUCACUGGGCGUGCCCUACUACCGGUUCUCGCCGCAAAUGUCACGCGACCAUGCGAUGGACGAACGAUCUGACGAGCACUUGGUGACCAUGCUGUGGGAAGCGCAGGCUUAUAUGAGGGACCAUAGGGAUAGAGUCUUGGAACUGGCUGCUAUGCUGACUGACACGGGUAAGGGUUAUAAACCACAGACAAACCUUGAUUCAAAUAUUUCGCACAUAAAUGAAAUUAACUGGUGUUAA
Molecule: messenger RNA, 2505 nt
Organism: Pieris macdunnoughi
Lineage: Eukaryota; Metazoa; Arthropoda; Insecta; Lepidoptera; Pieridae
Source: the annotation of a GenBank genome assembly